Messenger RNA from Alternaria triticimaculans, 663 nucleotides. RefSeq lists its product as uncharacterized. The record is from RefSeq and is a predicted model, not a curated record. Lineage: Eukaryota; Fungi; Ascomycota; Dothideomycetes; Pleosporales; Pleosporaceae. Bases 1 to 663 code for a protein of 220 amino acids. The transcript has a single exon.
AUGUCGGACAGCCCAGUUCCCGCCAUUCUGAGGCCUACGGCCGCUGAAUUUGUUCCCGGUCAACUUGCGCAUCCCAGCCCUGCGUCGAGCGAGCGCGUCUCUUCCCCUGCGACGCCGCCUCAGCAAGGCUUCAACGCUCAUCCCCAGUAUCAGCUCCCGCAACAUCCACAGGGACUGCCAUACUGUAGCCCUGGUUUCUACGGGUAUCAGCCAUACCCCCUAUACGAUGGCUACACCCACUACUACAACCAGGUCCACAACCCCUUCGACUUCCACGCCACUCCACCCAUGAACUACGUGCAGCCCCAAGGCCCUAUGUGGAACCACGAACAGUUCUCCUCCAUCGAGUACACCGCAGGCACGCCCGAGCCGUUCACAAACCAGCACCGCGAGGUCAACGGCGUACGGGCCGGUAGGAUGCCCUACCAGAACCAUCACGGGGAGCACCAUCAGACUGGAAACGGUGCGGACCCCAACACCGGGUUCAGGAGGAAGCCCAGGAAAAAUAACCGUAAGAGGUAUAACCAUCGGGCGCGCGAGGACCAGCAGAACCAGGAUUACGAGCAAGACCAUGACGACGACCAGGACCGGGAGCAACAGCAGAAGCCUGGUGGCGAAGCCAGUGGCACCUAUAGACGAAACCGUCCUGGUGGAAAAGAUUAA